AUGGUGUUGACUAGAGUGGCGUUCUUGGCAACUUAUGAAAAAGCUCAUCGUGACAUGAGAAAUUUCAAGUGUUUCUCAUUAUAUAUUCCUUUCAGACUUUUCUGGAGUGACUGGGAAACGACCGGGAUUCACUCAGUCGAUAAAGAGACUGGUAAAGAUGUCGAGACUAUAGCCCAGGGCCUUGAUCGGCCAACAGAGUUUACUGUGUUUCAGGCUACGCCUCCAGUUGAUUCUCGCAUACGCUGCCCAGAUCCAGGCAACCCAAGGAAUGGUGACAGACACCCCUCCCCUGAGGAAGAGGAUGAUUACCCACAGGGCACUGUGAUUCGCUACACGUGUUUCCCUCAGUUCAAUCUACAUGGUCCCGUGACCCGUACCUGUAUGGGCGACGGUAAAUGGAGUGAUAAGUCUCCUGAAUGCCUUGCUCCUCCGCGAUUUCGCGUGACGCCAAGUAACGAAUCGCUCACAGAAACGAACAGCGCCAUUUUACAUUGUUCUGCGUCAACUUCGGAUACAAAGAUCACGUGGUAUAAAGAUGGGAAACCCGUUUCAGGAGACAACUUUGCUUUCGCGAAGAUUGGCAGUUUGUUGAUUCUGCGCGCUUACCUCGAGGAUAAGGGCUGGUAUAUCUGUAACGCAACAAACAGGGCGGGAACUAAACUGGCACGAGCUUAUGUUAAGGUGGUGCGACCGCUGGACGCAGACUGCGGCAGACCAACCCUUGCGACUCGCGGCAAAAUCGUUAACGGGGACAAGGUCGAAAAGGGGUCUUACCCGUGGAUGGCGAGUCUUUGGGACACAAGGAGAAAAAGACAUUUCUGUGGUGGAUCACUGGUGGCUAACAGAUGGGUUUUGUUUAGCAAUUCUCCUGCACACAAAUAUCUUAAAAUGUAG
Messenger RNA from Orbicella faveolata, 894 nucleotides. RefSeq lists its product as uncharacterized. Lineage: Eukaryota; Metazoa; Cnidaria; Anthozoa; Scleractinia; Merulinidae. Gene Ontology annotation, molecular function: serine-type endopeptidase activity. Gene Ontology annotation, biological process: proteolysis. The record is from RefSeq and is a predicted model, not a curated record.